This is a messenger RNA of Oryzias melastigma (Indian medaka), 4515 nucleotides long. It is a transcript of the gene znf526, whose product is annotated as zinc finger protein 526. The transcript has 7 exons. Bases 501 to 3638 code for a protein of 1045 amino acids. The record is from RefSeq and is a predicted model, not a curated record. Gene Ontology annotation, molecular function: RNA polymerase II cis-regulatory region sequence-specific DNA binding; DNA-binding transcription factor activity. NCBI's taxonomy places the organism in Eukaryota, Metazoa, Chordata, Actinopteri, Beloniformes, Adrianichthyidae. Gene Ontology annotation, biological process: regulation of transcription by RNA polymerase II.
GCCCGACGAAGCGGGCUACAUGUGUCAGGAAACCGCGGUGUCUAAAAACUGGUCUUCACUGUUGGAGGGAGCGCCGCCAACAGCUCUCCAUAUGCCAUCACACACGGGAUACAGAUGAAGGAAUUAGGGAGGAAAUUAACAGUUUGCCAUCUUUUCUUUAGCGAUUUAAAGUUAGCAAUAGCGGCCUAUAUUUAAGCUAACGGCUGAAAAAUGCACGACUGUACUUGGGUUGUGUUAGGAGGAUGUUGCAAUAGGGACACACUGUGGUCUUUGGCUUCAUUGUGGAUUUUUAUACAAAAUUCAUUUUAUAAUGUUUGCUGUUUUUUAUUUUUAUUUUUUUAUUAUUAUUAUUUUUUCACAAGUGGGGUACAUUUUGACAAAGUUGUGUGGAUUGUCCCACUACAGGUGUCACCUGAAUCCUCUCCUCCUCACAGGUGCCCUUUCGUCCUGACUCUGCGGAUGCUCAGACCGUCUCGAUCCAUCUGUAAAGUUUCGUCACGAUGGCUGAUCCAGAGCAGGCGGAGGCGGAGGAAACCUACGUGGAGCACCAGUACAUGUGCAGUGAGUGCCAGGAGCUGUUCGACACCCUGGAGGAUGUGCUGAUCCACCAGCAGAUCCACACCGGCCAGGAGGUGGAGAGCGAGGCGGUGGAGGGCAUCUCAAUCGCUCAGAUGGGGCAGAACCAGCAGUUCCAGUGUCUGGAGUGCGGCAGCCUUCUGGUGAAUUCAGAGGAGCUCCUGCAGCACCAGGAGAUGCACAUGCAAGAGGCUGGCCUGGAGGUGGCGCAACAAGUGUGUGAGGUUCUGGAGACAGAACAUGCCAACGCAGAGGGUCAUUUGACUGGACCUGUUCAGUACCAGUGCCUGGACUGCCUGGCUCUGUUUGACUCACCUGAAACCUGGCUGGAGCACCGGCGGAGCCACAGCAGAAGCACCACUCACAGUAGCACAGAGGCCACAGAGUACGUGUUACAGCCGGACGGUUCCGUCACUCCUCUGAACAACGUUCAGAACUAUGUACUGAGUGAGCAGCAAGCAGGGGAGAUCUUGGCACAGGUUCUCGCCCAGCAGCAACAGCAGAAGAAUUACCAGUCUGUUUCUAAACCAACUACACCCAGCCGCUCCUUCCUCCUGCCCCCGGUGACUCCCGCUCCGGGCUCCGCCACUAUGCACCUGCAGAUCCUCACCGCUCAGGCCCUGGCGGACAGCUCCACCAGUCGGGGUCAGCGCCGCUCCAAGCUGCCGCCUCUGCUGCCCGCCGUGAGUCGGAGCUCUUCAGCCAAGCUGCUGGAGAACGGCGUACAGAGGCUGGAGAUGAGGCUGGCGCGGGGCGACGAUCAGCAGGACCAGCCCACGGAGGUGGUGGUCAUCCACCCCUACGAAUGCUCGGAGUGCUCCCUUCUGUUCCAGACGCCCGAGGACUUCCUCCUGCACCAGGGAGAGCACUUCCUCGGCCAGGACAAGGAGAGUGGGGAGUCGGGGGUCAUGGGUGGCGUGGAGGACGUUCGGGGGCGGGAAGAGACUUUCGAUAAGAUGGAAGAAAUGAGGAGCAGGAAGAAAGGAGGGGGCUGGACAAAAUCCUUACAAUGCGAGCUCUGCAGCCGCAUCUUUACCUCGGUCAACCGCCUGGCUGCGCACAAGCGUGUGCACGAGCAGGGCACGCACGAGUGUCCAGAGUGCGGCAAAGUGUUUAAGAAGGCCACGUCACUGCAGACGCACAUGCGCACACACUCGGGGGUGGCGCGGUAUCUGUGUGUGGACUGUGGCACCGGGUUUACCACGGAAAUGACUCUCAUCAUGCACAGGAAGUCGCAUGUGGCAGACCCCCUUCACAAAUGUCAGUUCUGCAACAAAACCUUCACCAACAUGACCAAAUACCUCUACCACCGCCGGACUCACCGGAACCAUGAACCAUCCGACACCCCCAGCUCUGUGGUUCCAUGUCCUUCAAGAGCAUCUCCCACUACUUUAGCCAUUCUGCAGAGAAUAAGAGAGAAGAACUCUGAAGGUGAAGAUGCCAAAGUCGACCUGCUCGCUCCUCUAACUGAAGAAGAGAUAGAAAAGAUGGAAAAUUCAGGGAAAAGUUCUCCCAGUAACGAUCCAGUUGAAGCAGGAAUAGAGGAGGAGCAAAGAAGCAACACCGAGGCGUCUAAAGCAACUGAAGGAAACGUGGAGGCGGAGCGCUCCGCUGUGUCAGACUGCAGAGUUGCGGGAGUCCCGUCGAGUCUUGCCACCUCGGCAGAAGCUUCUUCAUCGUCAGACAAAGGAGCCUUUUCUUGUCGUUUGUGCCCAAAAACCUUCCCGUCCCAGCUGCAGCUCACGCACCACCGCCGCAAGGCCCACGCCACCGAGCGCAGCUUUGUGUGCGGCAUCUGCGGACAGGCCUUUAAGAAGCAGAUCAACGUGCGCAACCACAUCCGCACGCACACAGGCGAGAAGCCCUUCCAGUGCUCUGACUGCGGCAAAACCUUUUCUCUGCUGGCCAACCUCAUGAGGCACACGCUCAUCCAUUCCGGCGUGCGCCCGUACCGCUGUGAUGUCUGCCACCGCUCCUUUUCCGUGGCCUCCAACCUCCGUCAGCACAGCCUGCUGCACUCCAAUGCCGCCGCCCUUACCUGCCCGGACUGCCCCGCCACUUUUCGCACCUCCGUGAAACUGGCCGCCCACCGGUUCACCAAACACCCGGGGGCUCCCGCCCCCUUUCCCUGCCCCCACUGCGACGCUGGUUUCUUGAGCAGGAAGCAGCGAGACACCCACUGUCUGGAGCAGCACCUCGCUCUGGUGCAGGCCGGGGCACAAAGCCCGCCGCAGCCCUCCACCUCAGCAGCAGCAGGGAUCAAAUUAGACGUUUCAAGUAGUUUGGUAAAAGGAGGUUUGGAUUGUAAUAUUUGUGGAAAAAAGCUAAAUUCUUCUGCCAACUUGAGGCUUCACAGACUGAGCCACUUCACCCCGGGCCUCGGGAGGCCUCGCUGCAUCCCCGGCAAGCGGCCCAAAGCUCACCAGUGUCCCAUCUGUGGCAAACUCUUCGUGUCGUCCUCUGGUGUUGCGCUCCACCAGCGUGUCCACACGGGCGAGCGGCCGUUCCCGUGUCAGGUGUGUGGGAAACGCUUCCGCCAGAACACGCACUUGCGAGAGCACCUGCGCACGCACUCGGGCGAACGACCGUUCCGCUGCGAGGUGUGCGGCAAAGCCUUCAUCCAGAGCAUGCACUUGGCCGAGCAUCGCAGGACGCACACGGGGGAGCGGCCGCACGUGUGCCCGCUCUGCGGGAAGGCCUUCAAGACGUUCUCCAACCUGCGCAACCACAAGAUGACCCACGAGAGGCAGCAGAGGCUGGACGAGGAGGCCGCCGCCCAGGCCGCCAUGGAGACCAGCUCCACCGUUGCCGUGGUCGACGUUUCCGCCUUGGACCUAGCCGGCAACCAACCUCAGCUCAUCCAGAUCCAAACCUCCGAUCUACAGCCGGUGCAGGGCACCCCAACCAUCAUGUGUGAUGAGUUUGGGGAGACCAUCGCCAUCAUCGAGACCACGGAGGGAGGAGCGCUGCCUCUGGAGCAGGCGCUGGAGAUCUACCACACAGCUCUGGAGAACGGCCUGGCCGUGGAGACGGGGGCUGUGGAAGGUCUGCAGCUGCUCUGAGGGAAGGUUAAGGCCAUCACAGAACCGAACACAUCCAUACGAGUCUUAAUACUGGCAGAAACAGGAAAAUGGAAUAUCUUCAAGUACUGGGACCCCGACGGUAGAUAUUCAAGCACCAGACCAGUGUUGUCCGGUUCUAUCUCGUGUGGAAUACAGGAAAAAGAUGCAUUCUAGACGGGGUAAAUAAGGACCAUGGGUAGUGCCUCAGACCAUAUUUGUAUUCGUUUUUUGUAAUUAUUUUUAUGGAUGUGAUUAUUUUCAGUUUUGUAAUAUUGGUGUAAAUUGAUCAAAUAAAUUGUUUUUUCCCCACAAAUAUGAUCAACGGUUUGCAGCCACAUGAAAAAAAAAGAGUCAACCUUUUGCAUAAACUCUUAUCUUAUGGACAAAGUUUAUGUUUGAGUAACAUUUUUACCACCGUGUGGAAUCAGUUCUGAGGGGAAAACUCUUGAUAUUUUGGCUUUUAUAAUCAACUAACAAUUUAGAUUCUUUUCUUGGAACAUAUUAAAAAUGUCAAACUGGGACAUUAAUAGGCAAAUAUAUUUUCUCUCCAUGUUUCUGCUUAAAAGAUGUAUGUUUAACGACAGGUGAGUCAACUUGACUCUACAGUAUUUAUUUACAACACAAACGGCGUCCUGAACGGCUCUCUGCUUCGUCCUCCUAGCAUUGACCAGUUUUCUCUCUGAGAAGGUCAAAUGAAAUGCUCGUGUUGAGGCUAUUGAAACAACCCGGAGAGAUAAAAAAAGUGACAUUUUAAAUAAUCCUUAGAAACUGCACCACAGGUUUUUGUUCAGAUGACUAAAGGAAGACUAAAAUGGAGGAAGUGUCCGGGCGUGAAGCAGCAUCUCACCUGCCUCCAAAACGGUUAGAAAAAAAAAAA